Staurois parvus is the source of this 337-nucleotide messenger RNA. The record is from the annotation of a GenBank genome assembly. NCBI's taxonomy places the organism in Eukaryota, Metazoa, Chordata, Amphibia, Anura, Ranidae.
AAGUCCCUCCUGCAGUGUCCCCUGUAAUGUCCUCCGGCGGAUGCCGGCAUCUGUCUUCUGGGUUCCUUCCCCUGCGAGCAUCGGGAAGUAUGGGUACGGAACAGCGGGAAAUUUGAAAAUGACAAAAAAUCACAUAGUAAAACAUUACUGUACUAAACCAUUUCACAUACAUAUUGUCCCUAGUGCUUUGUCCUGUGCCCUGCCUACAUUUUACUGUUCUUUCUGCCUGGAAACUGAGAAAAGUCUAUGGCGUCCAAAAUGCAUCCCUUUAGGUCAAAAGCGGUUUUAGACUGGCUAGAGAACAGCGAUAGUAAAUUAGAACCACUUGCAGAUUUGA